AUGGCUGUUAGAAGCAGUUUGUCACCUACAUUCAGAACUAAAACAAUUCGUUCAGAUGGAAAUACUCUAAAGAACUCUACGAGUUACAAAUUUCGUGUACAAAGUGCUCCACCACUUUCACUUCAACAAUUUGCUCGUUCAGUUGCUAUUCCUCCUGGUACUCAAUCAUGGCAACCAUCUGGUGUCUAUCAUCCACCUGUUUUUCAUGAAUAUUUAUCACCUGAAAUACGAACACAACCAGAAAAACCAAAGGUGGAACCAUGGAUUUAUACUUAUAGACGAAAACAUUCUAUACCUACUUAUACACUGAAAAAUUAUAAAGAAACAAAACCUAAACCAUCUGAACCCGUAUGGCAACCUCCAGGUCGUUACAUAGAAAGACGACCAACAUCACUCACUCCGGAAAGACGCGAGCAAAAACGUAAUCAUGAACCUGUUUGGCGACCACCUGGAAAAACACAAUAUAAACCUGUACCUUAUUUUGAUCCACCUAAUUUAAGAUGGUCACUUCAAGAACUUAAGAAAUCUAUGGGUUAUCUGCGAACACAAACUCUUCAUACAUCUAGAAGUACAUCAGUAAUGAAUAGCUAA
Rotaria sp. Silwood2 is the source of this 591-nucleotide messenger RNA. The record is from the annotation of a GenBank genome assembly. Lineage: Eukaryota; Metazoa; Rotifera; Eurotatoria; Philodinida; Philodinidae.